This is a messenger RNA of Triticum turgidum subsp. durum (durum wheat), 990 nucleotides long. The record is from the annotation of a GenBank genome assembly. NCBI's taxonomy places the organism in Eukaryota, Viridiplantae, Streptophyta, Magnoliopsida, Poales, Poaceae.
AUGUCGGAGCAAACACAGGAGUUCUACGACGAAGUAUUCCACAAGGCUCAGGAGCUUUCUCGUAGAUGUUAUCAGAGGAUUCGUGAUAAGAAUAAAAAGCUUCGUUUGGAACUGAAGUGCAAGAUGUUUGAUCUUGACUUAGCAUCCAAGAAGCUGGAUGAACUAGCUUCAAAAAGUAUCUCCCAAGAAAGGAAGUAUGAGGAAGAGAAAGAACAGAAGGAGAAACAAGUCGCUCUAUUAUUUCACAUGUUAGAGCAGGAACUGAAUGCCAAGCAGAAGCUUGAGUUGGAAACGAAGCAGCUGCAGAGCAAAUUGGAAGCAGUGAAACCUAUGCAAGGUGAAGACUCUCAAUCAAAGAAGAAAAUGGCUGAACAGACUGAGGAGCUGCAAGAAAAAUAUGACAGAGUGGAAUUAAUUGUCCGGACUUUGAUUACCAAGGAAAGACAAUCCAAUGAUGAGUUACAGCUUGCUCGGAAGGCACUGAUACGUGGCUUCCAGGAUCUUACAACUGGCCGAACAUCUAUAGGCAUCAAAAAGAUGGGCAUGCUUAACCUGGAAUCACUUGAAAAAGCUUUCAACCAGAAAUUGUCAGAACCUGCUGAAUCAAGUUAUCAUGCUGCCUUAUUUUGUGAAAAAUGGGAGAAUGAGAUAAGAAAUCCAAAAUGGCACCCUUUUCAAGCUAUCAUGCUUGAUGGAAAAGAAAUGGAAAUUCUGUGUGAGGACGACGAGAAGCUCCGGGCUCUGAAGGAAGAACACGGCGAGCAGAUCUGUGACUUGGUGACAAAGGCUCUGCUCGAAGUCAACAAACACAAUCCCAAUGGGCGCUAUCCUUUCAGCGAGCUGUGGAACUACAAGGAGGACCGGAAAGCGACCCUGGAAGAAGUCGUCGCUUACGUCCAGAACCAAUGGCGAGUGGACAGGAGCAAGCUCAAGAGAAAGCGCGCCCAAGAAGAUGCUGGAAGUACUCAAGUGGAGGACAUCAGACGCUGA